Solea senegalensis (Senegalese sole) is the source of this 3454-nucleotide messenger RNA. It is a transcript of the gene stc1, whose product is annotated as stanniocalcin 1. The transcript has 4 exons. Gene Ontology annotation, molecular function: hormone activity. Gene Ontology annotation, biological process: intracellular calcium ion homeostasis. Lineage: Eukaryota; Metazoa; Chordata; Actinopteri; Pleuronectiformes; Soleidae. Bases 57 to 896 code for a protein of 279 amino acids. Gene Ontology annotation, cellular component: extracellular region. The record is from RefSeq and is a predicted model, not a curated record.
UCACACGGAGAGUGAGAGUAAGAGAGGGUUCUUGUUUUUGCGGAGCGUCAUUCUUUAUGAACGGCACACAGAGCAGGAGGCGUCUCUCCACAUUCACUCGUAUCAUCUUCUGCGUUGAGAGGACGAUGCCUUUCAGGACCGGACUUUUUCUCCUGAUGGUGCUGAACGCAUCUGCAUACGAACUGGAUCAGAACGAGUCUUAUGCGCCAAGGAGAGCACGCUUCUCUGCCAACAGCCCUUCAGAUGUGGCACGCUGUCUCAACAGUGCCCUCCAAGUUGGCUGCGGAGCCUUCGCCUGCCUGGAGAACUCAACUUGUGACACAGAUGGCAUGCACGACAUCUGCAAGUCCUUUUUAUACAGCGCUGCUAAAUUUGACACUCAGGGUAAAGCAUUUGUGAAGGAGAGCCUUAAGUGCAUUGCUAAUGGCAUCACCUCGAAGGCAUUCCCCACCAUCCGUCGCUGCUCCACCUUCCAAAGAAUGAUAUCCGAGGUCCAAGAGGAGUGUUACAGCAAGCUGGAUAUCUGCACUGUGGCCAGAUCUAAUCCAGAUGCUAUUGGUGAAGUGGCACAGCUGCCAAGUCACUUCCCCAAUCGGUUUUAUGGAAAGCUGCUGCAAAGCCUGAUGGACUGUGAUGAGGACACGGUGGACCGCGUCAGGACCAGCAUGGUGUCACGGCUGGGCCCAGAGAUGACCAUGCUUAUCCAGCUGCUGCAGAACAAGCCCUGCACGUCCACCGCUGUAGCUGCAGCUGCCGCCAUCCCAACAGGAGUGGAGGGCCGUGGGAGUUGGCGCUGGCCCAUGGGCCCCCAUUUGUACAAGAUCCAGCCUAAUCUGCGAAACAGAGACCCUGCCAGUCAUUUCGGCAAAAAGCGCUCUGCCAGUGACAGCUCCUAACUUCCGCUCAGUCAAAAAACAAACAAAAAAAAAAAACAUCUCCACACACCCCCUCAAAACAUCACGAAGAGCUCCUCUGUUCCCAAGGAGUGAUAAAAUCCAUUCCUCCGCAGGACCGAUUACAGAAGUAUUUCCCUCUAGGGAAUGUUGGAAUGUCCAUACAGUUGAUAUCAGAGUUUGAUUGUUGUUAUAUUGUAUAUCCUACACGUUAGGCUUGAGAGAAACCGCCCUUUCAUUGAGUUUUCAAUCGUGUCUGCUCACAGUUAGCGUUGAACACGUGACUGUUGCAUCCGUGUGACACAGUGCUGUUCACUCCUCUUCCCCAAUCCUUAAUGCCUCGCAAAAAAAAGAAAAGAUAAGAUAAGAAAAAAAAAACAGCCUGAUGGUUGAAGCCUUUAUAGCACAAGACCGUACUUUAAAAGACAAAAACAGAAUCUCAUAAUCCUGCCAUUUGUUCAUGAAUAGAAAUUGGUAGUUGGAUUAUUAUUAGUUUAGUGAUAGUGGAAGGGAAUUUGCUUUUUUGGGGGUAGAUGUCUAAUAUUUCAGCAUUGUGUUAAAUUGUGAGCAGGAGAUGUGGAAAUGAGUUUCAUGUCUGUUUUCGGACACUAUCAUAACACUUAAAUGUACUGUAUACUCAGGCUACAUCCCCACGUCUACAUUUUUGUUUUAAAACACACUUUUGCGCCGCCGGCUGACAACAUUACUGCGCUCUUAAAAACUGGCUCAGUUUUGGUUUGAAAACUCUGUGGCUGCAUUUUAGUCUGGAUGGGUAGAUAUGACGCAGUUACCUGAAUUCACAAACAACCCCGGCCACAACUACUACAAAACGUUGAAAAAGUUUAGUUAAAACUUACUUUCAGUUUCAGUUUCAGUUUCACCUCAUCAUCAGCCUCAUAACUCUGUACUCAGGUUCAGCUGAGCAGUGUCUGUCAUGGCUAGCUAACAUAGCAAGAGUUGCUAAUGUUGCUAAAAUGAUUUAACAUCCACCUUGUCCACCAUUCUUUGUGCGCACUUUGUUCGACAAAAAAACAUCGGCAACAACCUUGUCCGAGAACUACGUUUGCGCUGUGUCGUGUUUGAUUGGCUAGCACCUGUGUUGGUAUCUUCCCUAAACAAGAAGCGAUUGGCUAACGUUAGCGCUGUCAUUUCGAAUGGUGUCAGCCACAACUAAGAUUCUUGUUUUUGUGUGUGUGGACGCACGCGGGUCUUUGUUUUAACUUCAAAUGCCGUUUUUUAAAAAGAAAGCGACACGACGUGUGGAUGUAGCCUCAGUUAUGUAAGACAGCCAUAGCAAACCCUCUAAAAAAGAGUGUGCUCAUGCGGAGUUGAGGUCUGUCGAGGUGUCACGAUAACCUUUGAGAGGUUACCUUAAACUGACCAAAAAAAACAAAAAAAAACAAACACUUCAACCUGCCCUGAAUGCUAUUCAUGAAAUACCAAAAUAGUGUAAAAGCUAUAGCACUUACCUACACAUGGCAGAUGUAGUCAUGGUCACGUGUUUUAAAUCAUUAUCCAGGUCAUGGCAAAGUCUGUCUAACGGGUGUGGGGGGGCGGAUCCAUUCUGCAUAUCUUGUAUCCAGACACUUGUAAUGCAUAAGACUGUUGAGCUCUACAGUACAGGUGGGACCAUGUUAGGGGGGAAUCUGUAUCCAUGUUACUAACUGAGUGUGAGGCAGUCGUGUAUGUGCAGUCGCUGAUUAGCACGUUCACCGAUGAGAGUGAGAGCAGCCAUCUUCUUGGACUGAUGAUCAUCAUUCUCUGAGGUGAAUCAUGUGACAUACACACUGGCUUCCAGUGUCAAGAUUAAGAAUGACUAUUUAAAAGAAAAACAAAAAAGCCUUGUUGGAAUGAUAUUUAUUUUCCUACUAUAUUAUUUAAUGUUUUGUAUUAUUAUUAUUUGAAUGCAUUAUUGUAGUUUUUAAUUAGUUUACAGGUUUAAGGGAAAAAAAGCAAGUUCAGUCAUGGCUCCUAUUUGAACAUAAGCUCUAUGCCAAAAAAAAAAGAAAGAAGUGAGCUGACACUCUGUGUGUGUGUGACUGAAUGGGACCCAUGUCAUGACUCUGUGCUGGCCAUAGGGGAACACGGUUGGUCAUUCAGGUCAGGUGAUCUACUUCAUGGGUGUCACAGGGGACCACAACUAAACUAUAGCUUCAUUUUGACACGCUCUGGUUCAAAAGUGCAGGGAAAAAUGUGCACAAUGUUGAAGACUGAGCUGGUAGAGACAAACACAGCAGCUGCAGCAUGAAGUGACCUCAGUGACAGAUUUUUGCUGGUUCUGCAUUGGUGGUUCGUUUAUGUCGUUUAUAACCGUAGACUGUCUAUAAAAAAGUGGAUGUAGUUUUUUCUGGUUGCAAAACAAACUCCCUUCUUUGGAACCAGGUUCUUAUUGGACAAAUACCAGCUUCAAUCUGUAUGUUUGCAUGUACAGUUUAAUGGAGCUAAGAUCGUAGUCCGACUAAGACGGGUCCGAGUAUACAUGCAAAUGUACGUCUGACUCUGCAUCUCUCUAUUGAAUCAGUUUCCUGUUGACCUUUACGUCACAGAAAAAUUAAUUGUUU